This is a messenger RNA of Talaromyces proteolyticus, 501 nucleotides long. RefSeq lists its product as uncharacterized. The annotation marks the transcript as partial. The record is from RefSeq and is a predicted model, not a curated record. Lineage: Eukaryota; Fungi; Ascomycota; Eurotiomycetes; Eurotiales; Trichocomaceae. The transcript is spliced from 2 exons. Gene Ontology annotation, cellular component: nucleus; cytoplasm.
ACCGACGAGUUUUAUGGGUACCUAGCGAACGAGCUGGAUUUCACUCAGUGCCGGGGUCUCGUGCUCGACUUGGUGGAUUUUGUCCAGAGCCAUGGUCCCUUUCACGGCGUAAUGGGGUUCUCUGAAGGGGGAAUUGUAGCAGCGAUGCUGCUGAUAGAGGACAGCAGACAUGUCUUUGCGGACUUCCAGUGUGGCAUCUUCUUCAGCUCGGCGUUGCCACUAGACAUGGAUGUGCUCCACACGACCGGGCUCCUCCAAUGCGUGGACCCAGCCAUGACAAUUGAUGGGUCUGGCCUGCUCAAAUUACCCACGGCUCAUAUUCUCGAGUCAAACAAUUGGAUCAAGGAUCCUGGCAAGUCGCUGCUCCAGCUGUGUGAUGAAAAGCUGCGCGAGGUCUAUCUUCAUGAAUUGGGCCAUCAAAUUCCCGACGCGACAUCUGGCGAUGUCUUGUUGAAGACUCUCCGGGCAAUUGAACGAACCAUUGAGCGAGCCAAACGUUAG